AUGUUUUUCUCUAUCAAUCCGCUCGCCGCAAUUGCUGAAUCGACAAAUACUUCGGGAUCGUGGCCAUAUGGACCUUUCAGCACUCAGGGUCGCGACAUUGUCAACACUAAAGGCGAGGCCCAAACCUUUGCUGGAGUCAACUGGCCUGGCAGCGGCGAGACCAUGGUUCCUGAAGGCCUUGAGUGGGCAUCUAUCGAGGAUAUUCUGUCUCAAGUCGAGAGUGUAGGGUUCAACUUCAUCCGCCUGACAUAUGCCAUUGAGAUGGUGGACCAAAUCUACGAGAGAAAUGGCUCCGACGUGGGUUUGGAAAUUGCUAUGAUCAAUGGCCUGGGCUAUGAGAAUGGCACCAAGGUGACCAACGAAAUCAUUGCUAAGAACCCUACUUUCAACAAAGACACCACCCGCUUCGAGAUCUGGGACCACAUUGCUCAAGUCGCCCAGUCCAAGAACAUCUUCAUCCACCCCGACGUACACGUCGGUAAAGCACAAUGGUGCUGCAACAACACAGAUGGUAACGCCUGGUUCGACGACUACAACUUCCCCGUCGCAAACUGGAAGCGCGGUCUCCAACACGUAGCCCAAUGGGCCACAAAGCACAACAAUGUCGUCUCCAUGUCGCUGCGCAACGAACUCCGCCGUGCCAUCAACGAGACUGCUCCCACUUCCACCCUCGGCUACAACUGGGUAACGCUGGUAGGCAACUACACAGCAGCCACCGACGCCAUCCACGAAUCCAACCCAGACCUGUUGGUAACAUGGUCAGGAAUGCAAUACGAUCAAGAUCUCUCCGCCCUAAUCCAAGGCAAAAACCUCAACACCGCACCCUGCUACAAAUGCGAUGCCAUCCGCGACGGCCUCCGCAGAGAACCCAUCAUCUUCGAUCUAGCCAGCCACCCCUGGGCCAACAAAGUAGUCUACGAACUCCACCUAUACAGCAUGUCCGAAGACCUCGACACGGGAUCCUGCCCCAUCGUCUUCGCAGAACUGUAUAAUGCCGGUUUCAACGCAAUCGGAAUGGCCCCACCACCCGCUUGCAACAUCACUCAAAACUGCCAUCCUGCUGUCAGAAAUACUCCUGUUAUCAUUUCAGAAUUCGGAGCUGCGCAGGAUGUCACGCUGCUGAAUAACACUUUGAUGAAUUGUUUGAAGGAUUUCACGGUGCAGAAUAAUGUUUCUUGGGCUAUGUGGAGUUUGGCUGGAAGCUAUAGGAUUCGCAGUGGUGGGCAGGGUGUUGGUGAUACUUGGGCGCUGGGCAACUACAACUGGACUGGUUGGAAUUACCCUGAAGGUGUAGAGUCGUGGUGGAAGCCUUGGAUUAGCUCAAUGUUCGAUUAG
Molecule: messenger RNA, 1335 nt
Organism: Aureobasidium pullulans EXF-150
Lineage: Eukaryota; Fungi; Ascomycota; Dothideomycetes; Dothideales; Saccotheciaceae
Product: Exo-beta-1,3-glucanase
Exons: 3
Coding region: 1-1335 (444 amino acids)
Source: RefSeq, a predicted model, not a curated record